AUGCCUGGGCGAAGAGGGAAGCAGCGUGUGAAGCGGAAGAAGUCGAAACGUCAGAGGCCUUCCGGGAUGGAGCGUGUGCUUAUUGAAAGCAUACACGUGCGGAAGCAUAAGGAGCGUGACAUUCUGAAGCAUCACAUCCCCCCUUCAGUAAAACCGAGAGUGAAGAAAGUGUCGUUGGAUGCGACAUUGCCCAUGUUUAAUGCCAUCUCUAAAAACGCCAACCGGAGUACCUCUUCAGUGACCAUGGCGAAGGGAACCAAAUCGAACGGUACUGUGGUAGGAUGCUGA
Molecule: messenger RNA, 288 nt
Organism: Trypanosoma brucei brucei TREU927
Lineage: Eukaryota; Euglenozoa; Kinetoplastea; Trypanosomatida; Trypanosomatidae
Exons: 1
Coding region: 1-288 (95 amino acids)
Source: RefSeq, a predicted model, not a curated record